CCAAAGACGCGCCCACAGGCGCGUUUGUCGCAGCACCACGGCUCCACUGAUAGUUGGUGGAAUGGGACAGAAACCCAGAGACCAGCACCAGCAACACCGAUCCACGCAUGCCGAUGGGGCUGCGACUUCGAUUCCAAAUACCGUCUCACUGGUUUUUGAAAAUACUAAAUAAUAUCUCUCCAGUCGUUGGCACCCUUCAACAACAAUGACCGCGAGGGACUCCCGGAAGAGCGUGGGACUGGGAGGUGCUGCCCCACCGGAGCCCUCUCUUCCCCCCAAGUUUACCAACAUCAGGGCCAUCUUGGAUGAGGAUGUACCUGUAGGGAGCUUUGUCAAUGUCAUCGGGGUGGUAAAGGAUUGCCGCCUCCCCAUGCCAACAAGUCGCACCGACUAUAAAUCUACCAUCACCCUGUAUGACCUCUCCAUUGAUGAUGAGAGUUACGGUCUCAACCUUGUUAUUUUCCGUCCAGAGGCCUACAUGCCCCAAGUCACCGUCGGUGAUGUUAUCCUCGUGACCUCUGCAAAGGUGCAGAAGUACCAGGCCAACCCCCUUUCCCUCAUUACCAACCACGUAACUUCAAUCCGCGUAUACAAGGCCUCCAAGAUCCCGGAUCCCCCCCAAUCCGCCAAAAUCGCCCUGGAACCGGCACAAAAGGGAGAUGGCCAUGUGCCCAACCCCGAGGAGACUGCUUAUGUCUCGCACAUAUAUCACAAGAUUGACAAGUAUUCUCUCCCCGAGGAGACUGAGUUUCAGGCCAGAGCUGUACAAUCUCUCAAUAUCAAACGGAAGUUCAGCUUGCUCAGGGAUGUGGAAGAGGGCAAGUUCUACGACUUGGUCGUACAAGUGGCUAGGGAGCCCUACGCCGGCUUCGAUCUGGUCACCCUGUACGUCUCAGAUUACACCGAGAACCCACACUUCCACCCGCGUGUAUGGGAAGGUCUAUCAGAACCGACAUCGGGCUAUGGUGAUCCGUACGGGUACACCACGGGCGGCGGCGAUAUGCCCCGCGAAGAUUGGGUUGGGCCGUACGGGAAAAGGUCUCUUCAACUCACCUGCUUCGAGCCUCACUCUAGUUACAUCCGUGACGAAGUAAAAGCCGGCCAGUGGGUCAUGUUGCGCAACGUCCAGAUCAAGCAUGGCAAAAACGGCCAGUUUCUUGAAGGCUUCAUGCGCGGGGAGCGCAAUGCUUCUAGCACAACAAUAAAUGUGCAUGUCCUCGAGACUAGAGACGCUGACACAAUAGAUCCAACCUUGAAGGAGGCGCUCCGCCGAUGCCGCGACUACCAAAAGAAGAAAAAACGGCAAAUUAAGGAGGUCAAAUCGGCCCAAGCGGCAGGGCUGAAGCGAAAAGCUUCCUCUUCGUCAGGACAAGAAACCCGCCUCCCCAAUGGGAAAGACCGCCGUAAGGCCCUCCGAGCGGUAAAAAAUCAGGAGGAGGAUGAAACCCCGAACAAACGGGGAUUGCGACCCGAUCUCAACCGCCAUAUUACCUGCGAAACCCACGACGCACCCUCCGCUACUAUCGAAUCCAUCCUCCAGCCGACAGUACAUGAGGUGACCAGCAAGAAUCAAGCCACCGCCCUAGUGCUACCCUUCAUUUGCGGCAAAUCCCGAGCUUCCGCUCGCGUAAUCGACUUUUUCCCGCCCUCGCUCGAAGACUUUGCCUGCGGCCGGAGACGAACGGAGUACGAUGUGCUCUCCGACAACGAGGAAGACAGCGAGGAUCCUUCGUCGUCACACGACGAGGAUACCUCUAGCAGCCAGCUAAUCUGGGAAUGGCGCUUCGCCUUACACCUCGAAGACGCAGCCCUUCCUAGCGACGCAAAGGGGUCCGGGCCACGCUCUCGCCUGUGGGUCUUGGUUGACAACCCCGAGGCGCAGUGCCUAACUGGUCUUAAUGCGGCCGACCUGCGCCAGGACCCAGACACGCUCAACAAGCUACGCGAGCGCAUGUUUAUGCUGUGGGGAAAUUUGGAGGAGGUCAAGUCCCUGGCUGCGGAGAGGAAACCAACGGAAGAAAGGACGGAAGAUGGCAAGCAACGCCGUCCCGGAAAGUCCCAACCGCCGCUCCCAAAGCCGCGGUUGCAGAGCUCCCCGGCUGAAGACGAGCGCGAGGGUAAUGAAGAGACAGUCUCGAACAGCCCCUUUUCCUGCUGCAUCAAGCAGUAUGGAGUUUACGAAGGGAGGGAAGGCGAGGGUCAGUGGGUACGAUGCUUUGGGCUUUUUGGGACCAAGAUUCUCGUUUGAGGGUUCAUGAAUGUUAAGGCGAAUGUGUUCGGGUAUAUACGUACGGUGCAGUGCCCCUGGAGUUUCAAGACGGCCGAGAAUGGUGGUGGUGUUUGUAAUUAGCCAUGGAUAUACACCACUAAGGUCUUGUGAGGCUGUGAUGCGACUGUAAGCUGGCUCUUCCUCGCAUACACACAUACAAUAAUAGCACGGGCAACACUCGAACUGUGAGGUCAGCGAAGCAGAAUAGCCAGCGAA
Molecule: messenger RNA, 2485 nt
Organism: Chaetomium fimeti
Lineage: Eukaryota; Fungi; Ascomycota; Sordariomycetes; Sordariales; Chaetomiaceae
Exons: 2
Coding region: 206-2248 (680 amino acids)
Biological process (GO): telomere capping; regulation of telomere maintenance via telomerase
Cellular component (GO): nuclear telomere cap complex; chromosome, telomeric region
Molecular function (GO): telomerase inhibitor activity; G-rich strand telomeric DNA binding
Source: RefSeq, a predicted model, not a curated record